Messenger RNA from Rana temporaria (common frog), 2234 nucleotides. RefSeq lists its product as uncharacterized. Lineage: Eukaryota; Metazoa; Chordata; Amphibia; Anura; Ranidae. The coding region runs from base 154 to 1818 and encodes 554 amino acids. The transcript has 2 exons. Gene Ontology annotation, biological process: DNA integration. Gene Ontology annotation, molecular function: nucleic acid binding. The record is from RefSeq and is a predicted model, not a curated record.
AGAGUUCUAAGGAUCAGAAGAUCUACCUCUCCUGAACAAUGGAAACAUGUACCUACACAUCUCAACCCUGCGGACCUAGCAACUAGAUCCGUCGCUGCUGACCAUCUCAAGGAUACAAUUUGGUUUACAGGCCCCACCUUUUUGUAUAAGCCGAUGCCCAACACAACAGAAACUGCCAUGUUUGAACUAGUAGACCCGCAUACCGAUGUUGAGAUACGUCCUCAGGUGUCUGCGCUACAUACAGAGACUUUGGACCACGACCUGAAAUCCCACAGAUUCAAUAGGUUUUCUACUUGGAUAUCUCUUGUCCAUGCCAUCACUUGUCUGACUCAUAUUGUUCGGUCGUACAAAGCGACCUCAUCGGCAGAUAAAAAUACCUGUAGAGGCUGGCAUCAUUGUAAACGUGUCUACACAGCUCUUGAGCUAGAGCGAUCAAGGAAUGUAAUCAUCCGAGCUGUACAGCGUGAAACCUAUGCAACGGAAAUCGACUGUAUAGUCAGCCAAAGAUCCGUGCCCAAAGGAAGUGUUUUAAGGAAACUUGACCCAGUGAUUGACGAAGAUGGGCUCUUGAGAGUAGGUGGACGUCUUAGGGAAGCCAAUGUGGACCUAAAAGAGAAACACCCUGUGAUAGUUCCUGGACAGCAUCAUAUAGCCACUCUGCUCGUGCAACACCACCAUGAACAGACAAAGCACCAAGGUCGGCUGUUCACAGAAGGAGCUCUAAGAGUGGCUGGACUGUGGAUUGUUGGAGCUAAAAGAUGUGUAUGCAGAUUCAUAUUUAAAUGUGUUACCUGUCGGAAACUUCGUGGUAUGUCGCAACCACCGAAGAUGGCAAACCUCCCGUAUGACCGACUAAGUACGGAUCCACCCUUCACUAAUGUUGGCUUAGACGUGUUUGGUCCUUGGCCUGUUGUUGUCCGUCAAACCAGAGGAGGCCGUGCGCAUGGAAAACGUUGGGCGAUUAUGUUCACCUGUCUGUCCAUCAGAGCUGUCCAUAUUGAAGUAAUUGAAUCGAUGGAUACUCCCUGUUUCAUUAAUGCUUUCCGACGUUUCAUCGCCAUCAGGGGACCUGUCAAACACAUUCGUUCUGACCGAGGCACAAACUUCGUCGGAGCAGCGAGAGAACUACAACUCUCUUCCAACUUAGAUGUCAACAACAUAGAAAGAUACCUCAGUGAGCGAGGCUGCACUUGGACCUUCAACCCACCACACUCUUCACACAUGGGAGGUGCUUGGGAGAGGAUGAUAGGCAUCGCACGGAGAAUCCUUGACUCAAUCUUCUUACAAGAAGGAUCUUCAAAGUUGACUCAUGAAAGCCUGACUACCUUCAUGGCGGAAGUAUCGGCUAUCAUAAAUGCUAGACCGCUAACUUCGAUUUCUAGCGAUCCUGAUGACCCAACAGUUCUUACACCUGCCACACUGCUUACACAAAAGACUGAACAAAUUUGUGCUCCUCCUGGAGAAUUUAAUUCCAAAGAUCUUUACAGAAAUCGAUGGAGACAAGUACAGAGUCUCUCAAACUCGUUCUGGGAUAAGUGGAAAAAGCAAUACAUUCCCACUCUGCAACCAAGGAGAAAGUGGCAAACCAGCAAGCCUAACCUCCAGCCCGGCGAUGUAGUCCUAAUGAAAGACUGCCAGUCACGAAGAAACGAGUGGCCGUUAGGUCUUGUGACUAAGACAUUCCCAAGUAAGGACGGAAUUACACGUAAAGUAGAACUGAAAAUACGCAGACAGGGAGAAACCAAAUUGUUUCUCAGACCAGUAGGAGAACUCGUUCUACUGUUUACACCCAACGAAUACAAUAAUGACGUCGGUUGACGUCAAGCGGGGAGUGUUCUGUCCCUAGAUACAGGUCCAGUUGUUUGUAUGUUAUUAGUUGACAUUGCAUUCUUUUUACCUGUCUUAUAAUUCAUUUACUUUAUUAUUGUGUGGCAACAGCACCAUCUACUGACCAGUUCAGAAUUGCAUUUAGUCUCGUUUUUGCAAUGUAUUGUGGGAGCCUCCAGAGGUAUUGUGGGAACUUCCUGCUUCUUCUCCUCAGUCCUGUCUUAUACAGCAUGCAGUCACCAUCUUGUCUCAGGAGCCUAAUCCUCAUCCCUUGGUUCCUACCUCAUCAGCCAGUUAUUGAGCCUGUUUUCAAGCAUAGUCGUUUCACCGCUUUCCUGUCAUUCUACUAUCAAUAAAAGAGGAAGUUAAAGCAGUACAAUUUCUUCUCUUCAUGAAUACGGGAUCGG